Molecule: messenger RNA, 1509 nt
Organism: Corylus avellana
Lineage: Eukaryota; Viridiplantae; Streptophyta; Magnoliopsida; Fagales; Betulaceae
Source: RefSeq, a predicted model, not a curated record
UUUCCAUUAUUUGUAUAUUCAUUUCUUUCCAUUUGGUUUCUUGUUGUUUCCUUUCAAUUUGGUUCUGGUUUCGGCAUUAACACAAGCACCCACCAUACUGUCUCAUGUUGCUACAUUUCAUUGUUGUUACCCUAAUAGCUUUCUCGUUGUGGCUCUCAAACUGAUUGUAAAGCGCUUUCCUUGCUUUCAAGAGCAAGUAUGAGGUGUUUUCAGAAAACCCACCUUACAGCUCCAAGUGUUGGAGCGUGUGUGCGCUUCUGCUGGGUUCUUUAAUUUGUUAAAACCCGGAAAAACUUCCUUGUAGAGGCUGUCAAUCUGAUAUUAGAAAAAAAAAAAACAGUUUUCUUAGUAUCAACGACAAAGGUUGUAUUUAGUUUCAGCUUUUGAGAGUAAGAAAGCACUUUGGAAAAGCGUAUUAAGAAGCUCUAAGUGUUUAAAUUUAUUCGUUUUUUAGGAAAAUGCUAAGUGAGAAUGAGUGCAAGUAGUUUAGUAGCAGAGGCGGUGUGGAAGGACAUCGAAUCUACUCGUGCAGUGACAGAUGAUCAACUCUCCAUCUUGCAUUUCUUGUUUGGUAAAAACUUUGAGCGAGCCACUAGAAUAGUGGAUCAAAGAGGCAUCAAGAGGAUUUCUGGUGAGCUUAGUGGGCGUUUCGUCUUUCAGGUUGUGGGAGAAUCACGGAGGAAGGAGGAAUAUUUCUGCUUUGCUGAAAACUAUUGUGCGUGUUACUCAUUCUUCUAUGACAUUGUAAAUAGAGGAGAACAACUUUGUUGUAAGCAUCAGUUAGCUGCGAGGCUAGCUUCAUCAUUGGGAGCUUGCGUUGAAGUUAAGGUGUCUGAUGAGCAACUAGCGCUAUUGCUGUCAAAACUCUGACAUCUCUCAGUAGAAGCCAAAUUUUGCAUUUGGUGUUGAAGUAGUGCGUGAGCAAAGUACAAGUUGAUGUGUUUACAAUGUAUAGCCAGAUUAUGAAAACUAUAUAAGCCACAUAUGCAUAAUGACUUCAUGGACAUAAUCAGAGGGAAACUUUUUUCAGAGAUAUAAUUUGGAGGGAACUUUCAUUUUCAUCCUGAUAUGGAUUCCAAUAAGCAGGGUCCAGGGAGCCCAACUCCGACCGUACUCGGCUUUUGCUGAAAACAGAGGCAUCAUUGUCUUGCCCAGCUCAUCCAACUUGUGUCAUUCAUCUGCUGCCGACAACUUGAAUGUAGCUGAAAAAACAUUCAAAGGCGUCCUUGUGUUAACAGUUUCCUAAUUCACUGUGUAUGCUUUGAACUGUUAUUGGGCUUUUUAUUAGUUUGCAUUUUAUUUGUUUUAUUGAUAAUUUUUCAUACUUGUACUAUUUUUAUUUUAGAUAUAUGUGUUUUUAGCAGGCCAUUAGCCCAAGUACUGUUUGUCUUUUCUUCUCUCUCGUAGCUUUUUUUCUUCCCUCCUCUUCUAUAUUUCUUCUCUCUAUCUUCAACUUUUCUUGUAAAUAUUGUGUUGUCCUGUAUCACAUUUGCUCCAUCGGCUCCUAAA